Molecule: messenger RNA, 1217 nt
Organism: Blepharisma stoltei
Lineage: Eukaryota; Ciliophora; Heterotrichea; Heterotrichida; Blepharismidae
Source: the annotation of a GenBank genome assembly
AUGAAAAAUCCCAAAAAAUCUUCAAAAAAGUCAUCCAAAUCCAAAAUCAUUAAAAAUCUGUCUUCCCCUGAUAUUUUGCAUUGCCCGAUCCCAGUUAAACCAAGCACGUAUUUUACUUCAAACCAAAAAAUAAAUAGCAAGCAGAUUCUUGACUAUGACGCUUAUAAAUUAAUGAGAGACGCGUUUAAAUUAAGCCACAAAGGCGCCGUUAUGCUGCGCAGGUGUGUUAUUUAUUCUGAUAUUUCGACCGAAAUAAGACGGCUACCGCUUUUAACUCUUUUGACAGAAACUGCUGAAGAAAUGGUGAUGAAUGACUUAGAAAUUGCAGUGUGGAGUAUCUACUUAAAAAGAUUUGUAUGGGACGACAUAAAUCAGCCUUUUAAAGCAAUGCUUUAUAUAUAGCCUAAGCCUCCUUUUGGCUCAGGUUAUAUUGAUGUCUCCCGAUAUCGGAGGAGAGUUGGUUUUACCAGAAAUGUUAGCAAAAUCUGAGCCAAAAGGAGGAUCGGGAUAUAACUGCUUUAGCAGUAAAAUCCUAUAUGAAUCUUUCAGUUCAGCCGUUUAAAGCUUAUUUAGUUACCAAAAUUCCCAAUUUUUCUAAUAUAUACAAUUGUUGGGCUGGAAACAGAAAAAAUGCUUUAUCUAUUUUUCCGCAAGAGCUGAAUAGGGUGUAUAAAUCUUUGUCAAAGCCUGUGAUUUCGCAAGAUGAUUUAAAACUGAUUGACUAUAAUUAUUAUGUUGAUGAUAUUUUGGAGCUUGCCCCUUCAGUCCCUCAUAAGCCGCAUAAUGUUCUAGCUAAAGAAAAAGCUUUAGAGACUAUAAAAGAAGUUCCUGAAAACUUUUUUAUUAAUAUGGAGGCUUAUAAAGAAAUUGAGCCAACUGGAAUUUUAUUAGGAAAAAAAGACUCGAUUUUUUCUCCAAAUUUGAACUGUGAAACACCUACGCUAGCAACUUCAUGAAGCUAUAUGUCAGCUGGCAGCAAAAGUGGUCAAGAAACUGCUUGCUUCGACAAUUCAGAUUCCGAUGUAAAAAAUCAAGGUAAGCAUGAUACUUGCUAUGGAGAGCUCCCAGCUUUUAAUCCCCAGCAAUCUUUAUUUUCAUCAUAUUGGAAUGCUGGGAAACUUCAAGAGGACGAAAAACAUCAUGAUGAGGAAAUUCCUAUGUUUGCUAGCCAAAAAUCACUAUUUUCAUCAUUUUGGAAUACUCAACCUACAAAAUAA